UCGGGUUCUUACAUUGGUUGGAGCUGCCUAAGCGGGCUGAUCGCAGGGAGAGUGUUACAAUGACUUCCCGAACAUUCAGCUGCCUUUUACUCCCGAUUGCAUUGGUUGCUCUUGUUGGCUAUGCCUGUGCUAGGAGGGGCCAAGAUGUACAUUGUGGAGCUUGCCGUGCUCUUGUUGAUGAGCUGGAGUGGGAAAUAUCACAGGUGGAUCCCAAAAAGACAAUCCAAAAAGGAUCUUUUCGUAUAAACCCAGAUGGCACUCAGUCAGUUAUUGAGGUACCGUAUGCAAGGUCAGAAGCACAUCUGAUGGAAGUACUUGAACAAAUAUGUGAGAAAAUGACAGAGUAUGGGGAGAAAAUAGACCCAUCAACGGACCGCAAAAUUUAUGUUCGCGUUGUGUCUCGCGAUGGCAAAAAAAUGGAUGCAUCUGGGACCAACAUUGACAUAGAAGUGACAUCAAACUUGAAGUUUACUUGUGAACGUAUUGUGGAGGAAUAUGAGGAUGAACUGAUUGAAUUUUUCUCUCAUGAAAGAGAAAAUGUAAAAGACAAAUUGUGUAGCAAACGUACAGAUUUAUGUGACCACGCAGUGCAUAUACCUCACGAUGAACUCUGACCUGCUGUAGGCUUUAUGCUUUUCUUUUGGACCAUAGGGCUUCACAUGUUUACAAUGGACACAAUAGGAAUCUAAUGUGAACAGGGAUGUUGAACAAUUUCAUAUAUUUUUUACAUUAAAAAACUAAAGUACUUUGCAUCAACUUGUGGAUGUUUGUGCUCCUUGAAGAAUAAGGAUUUCCAUUUCCAAUUACUGCCAUUUGUAGUUUAAAAACAAAAGAGGUAGGUAUUAAGUGAUGAGUGACUAUUUAAAGCCAAUUUUGGAAACCUUAAAUAACAUUAGUAAUAGCUUUGAAGUUCCUACAAAGAAUUCUCCUAUUUUUUAAUGUUAUUUUUUAGCGAUACCUCUUAAAAACAUAGAAAUCUGUAGAUUUAAAGGAAAAUUAAGUGAAUGUAUCCUAUUUCUAAAUAUGGUAUAUUCUUUCUUUAUUCAUUUGAUUUCAAGCUUCCUGUGAGUGGAACUUUUAAGGGCUCUGCACUAACAUAGGCAAAUGGUGUCUCCUUCUUAGCUGCUGUCACAUACAUAAAACUUAUUUUGUUAGGUACACAUUAGGGCUGACUGUAGCUAUAAAUAAAAAGUGCAUGCUUCUUUUGUAUAAAA
Xenopus tropicalis (tropical clawed frog) is the source of this 1214-nucleotide messenger RNA. It is a transcript of the gene cnpy2, whose product is annotated as canopy FGF signaling regulator 2. Lineage: Eukaryota; Metazoa; Chordata; Amphibia; Anura; Pipidae. The record is from RefSeq and is marked provisional.